This is a messenger RNA of Moneuplotes crassus, 1283 nucleotides long. NCBI's taxonomy places the organism in Eukaryota, Ciliophora, Spirotrichea, Euplotida, Euplotidae. The record is from the annotation of a GenBank genome assembly.
UAAUGCAGCACUUCCAUUUGCCAAUAAGGGUGUCGGUAUACCUACACAUGAAGAUUCCUCAUCAGUGCUCAAAUCUAUGCCAUACAUGAAAUGGUUCCAAAAGUACAGAAGAGGUGUAAAUGGAUCUUCUUCUAAUUGCAAAGAAAAAUAUAUCAAAUCUGAAGUUGAAAUCAGACAGAAUAAGGAAAUAGAAAAUAUCUUUAACACUUUUGAUAAAGAUAAUUCAGGCACACUUGAGAUGGGAGAAAUAUUUGACUUGUUCACUCACAACGGAAUUGAAAUCACCUACGACCAAGUUAAAGAAAUCUUCUCUGUAGUUGAUGAAGACUGCUCUGGCUCCCUUACGAGAGAGGAAUUCGUAGAAGCCGCUAAGAAUGAGUCAAUGCAACAGAGAUUUACUGAUAUUAUGAGGAAGCUUAGAAGGGAGAUCAAUCAAAAUCUUGUACUAGGCAAUUGCAAAAGUGGACAAUCAGGAGAGUUCUGUAAUAACCAGAAAUAUAUCCCAACUCGCUUUGAAGAUAUGCUGCAAUAUCUCUCUACCAAUAUCAAAAGGACCUCACUACUUCAAAAGCUCUCUAAAGCUCAUACUAGAAGUGGUAGAAAUAUCCAUAAAUAAGGUAAAAGUUGAUUUCGAUACUUUCCUUACCCUCUUUGAAGAGCGGAAAUCAUCAAAUGCAGAAAGUGUAAAACCGAAAAUCCUCAGUCUGAAGGAGAUCCUUGAAAAGAAAGGAGAAUUAGACAGAAAGCCGAAGAGGAAAACGAUAGUACAUAUAAAGUCAAAGGUCUCUCCGAUCAGGCUUCGCAACUUGAGGGUUACCCACAGAAAUACACGUAAGAGUGUUCAAAAAUACACAAAGUGUUUCUCAAAUGCGGUGGUGAGUCCAAGCUCUAAGAGAAGAAGUGAUCAUAACUACAGCUACCUUUUGUCACAUUCAUCAAGGGAUCAAAUGACCAACCCUUACACAGGAUAUGAGUCCUACUCUGAUGCUAAGACAAGGGCUGGAAGUACUACGAUCCAGACACGAAGAAUAACUGAUAAAAUCUCAGCUGCUCUUAAGUACAAAAGGAAUAUUAGGAGAAUGGGAAGCAAGCCUCCUGAGGAAGGGAACUUUACUAUUCUAGAAACCCCAGAGUCAGGCUGUUACAAGCCUCUAUCUCUCAAUAAGAUUUCUAAAAGUGUUUCUAAGUUGAAUCCAAGACCUGCUUACCUGAAGUCGUUAGAGGAGAAGCUUAAAAGAGCAAUGGACAGGAACAAGUCAUUUUCUUGAAAAGAGAUCCCAUAA